Equus quagga is the source of this 2831-nucleotide messenger RNA. It is a transcript of the gene LIPA, whose product is annotated as lipase A, lysosomal acid type. The transcript is spliced from 11 exons. Lineage: Eukaryota; Metazoa; Chordata; Mammalia; Perissodactyla; Equidae. Gene Ontology annotation, biological process: sterol metabolic process. The coding region runs from base 389 to 1618 and encodes 409 amino acids. The record is from RefSeq and is a predicted model, not a curated record. Gene Ontology annotation, cellular component: intracellular membrane-bounded organelle. Gene Ontology annotation, molecular function: sterol ester esterase activity.
UGCAGCCCUGCAAGGAGAUCCUGGAGCAGAGCAGCGAGGAGCCGCUAGGACACCAGGUCGCAGCGCGCGCAGAUGGAGCUGGGUAUCUGCCCGCGGCCGCGCGGCUGCGGCCUGGCGGGACGCCUCUCGGCCCUCCCAAGGCGCAUGCUCCGCGGAGCCCGCUUAGAGGCCAAGGUGCUCGGCGGGGCGGAGUCUCCGCGCACUUCCCGGCGCCGGCUCCUCUGACUGGCGUAGCGAGCAGCCUGAGGCGCCGUCCGGGCGUCUCCGCCUCCUCCAGGUCUCCUCCCCGCGCCCCCGCCCCAGCGCGCGGGCACUGCGGCUCUGGACAGCGGCGCGGGAGGACAGCGCCAGACACAAUUUGCCCAACCUCGUGGUGAGGAGAGUGAAAAUGCACCAUUUGCGGUUGGUGGUCUGUUUGGUCCUUGGGACCCUGCAUUCCCAGGCAUCUAGAGGGAAGCUGGCACCUGUGGAUCCUGAGACAAAUAUGAAUGUGAGUGAAAUUAUCUCUCACUGGGGAUUCCCUAGUGAGGAACACCUGGUCGAGACAGAAGAUGGAUAUAUUCUUUGCCUUCACCGAAUCCCUCACGGGAGGAAGAACCGUUCUGACAAGGGUCCCAGACCGGUUGUGUUCCUGCAGCACGGCUUGCUGGCAGAUUCCAGUAACUGGGUCACAAACCUGCCCAACAGCAGCCUGGGCUUCAUUCUGGCAGAUGCUGGCUUUGACGUGUGGAUGGGGAACAGUAGGGGAAACACCUGGUCUCGGAAACACAAGACUCUUUCGGUUUCUCAGGAUGAAUUCUGGGCCUUCAGUUUUGAUGAGAUGGCAAAUUAUGACCUACCAGCUUCAAUUAACUUCAUUCUCAAUAAAACUGGCCAAGAACAAGUGUAUUAUGUGGGUCAUUCUCAAGGCACCACCAUAGGUUUUAUAGCAUUUUCACGGAUACCUGAGCUGGCCAAAAAGAUUAAAAUGUUUUUUGCCCUGGCUCCUGUGGCUUCACUUGAGUUCUGCACUAGCCCUAUGGUUAAAUUAGCAAACUUUCCAGAUCUUCUCAUUAAGGACUUAUUUGGGGUCAAAGAAUUUCUUCCCCAGAGUAAAUGUUUGAAGUGGCUGAGUAUCCAUGUUUGCACUCAUGUCAUUCUGAAGGAGCUCUGUGGAAAUCUCUUCUUUAUUCUGUGUGGAUUUAAUGAGAGAAAUUUAAAUAUGUCUAGAGUGGCUGUGUAUACAACACAUUCUCCUGCUGGAACUUCUGUGCAAAACAUGUUACACUGGGGCCAGGCUGUUAGACUCCAAAAGUUCCAAGCCUUUGACUGGGGAAGCAGUACCAAGAAUUAUUUUCAUUAUAACCAGAGUUACCCUCCCACUUACAAUGUGAAAGACAUGACCGUGCCAACUGCCGUCUGGAGCGGGGGCCAUGACUGGCUCGCGGACGUCAAGGACGUGAAUGUCUUACUGACCCAGAUCACCAACUUGGUGUACCACAAGUACAUUCCUGAAUGGGAGCAUCUCGACUUUAUCUGGGGUUUGGAUGCCCCGUGGCGGCUCUAUAAUGAAAUGGUGAAUCUGAUGAGGAAAUACCAGGGAAAGCCAGACUGGAGAAAGUUACCAUCAAGUCAAUGAUCAAGUCAUGUUAAAAUUUGUUUGCUUCAUUUCUCUAAAAUACUUGUUUUUCUUUCCCAGGCCUUUUGUAUUUUUAUAUCCAAGAAAAUUAUGAUGUUGAAGAUGCCCAAUUCUCUCCAGUUAGGAUUAGAAACACAGUUGCUUUUUUGUUUAAUCAUGGCCAAACAUGAAGCUAGUAUCUGUAGUCUCUAAGUCUUUUGAAAAUAUCACUGACUUGUAAAAAGGUCAUCAUUAUCAUUCUGUUUAUCCUUAUAAUUUAAAAUAUGCUAUAUUGCCUUUUUAGUCCCCUACAGGACACAUUGACAUACGUAUUGGAAUUUUCAAGCUGUUUUGCUCAUUGGUAAAUCUGACACUGACUUGAAGACUACUCAGUGUAUGAGUACCCACUUCUCAUUUCUUUGCCUUAACGGGCUGUCCAGUUGAAUGGCCUUGUAUUCAGGGAUCUCAAUGACACUUUCUCAUGUUCUCAUGAAGCAGGUGCAGAAUCAAAUCCAGUGACCCCCCCGCCGCCGCCCCCACCCAGCUGUGCCAGUUAUAAAGAUUCUGUAGUGAAUUUUAUCAACCUGUGGUAGCCAUUAUUUAGCAAAUGUUUAAAUUGCUCAGACCAAAAUAAUUUGCUGGGGUCUUCAACAAUAAAUUACACUCAUUAAAACAACAACAACUAUAGUUUAAAUAGCUUGAAGACUGAUGCAUUCAGCCAUCUGUGUUCAUGAACUCUUAAUUGUGUGGCAGGCCAUAAAUCCACUUGCUUGAAAAGAAAAGUCCUGUGGAGAGACAAUACCACUGUUUUUCCUGAAAUUAAUGUAACUCUCAACCAGCUGCUGUAGCUCAGUGAUGGCGUGUGAAGCAGAAGCCCUGAGGCUGCCCAUGAGGAGCGAACUAAUUCAUUUUCACACAAAGGAAAUGUGAGUGUGACUGUUUGCAGAUUGAAGCGCAGGGAUUCGUUUUGUGUUUUAGUUUUGUGCGUGGCCAUAUUUUUCACACUCCUGAUUGUGUCCCUGUGUCAGGAAGGCCACAUUUACCUGAUUUUCUUGCGGCAUGGUGUCCUCAGACAGACAGAAUGACAAUUGCUAUGCUUUUCCGAUAUGGUGACUUUAACUGCAAUAAUAAACCCUACUUGGUAUUGGCUGAAAUGUGCAGACAGCAUAAUACCACUUUGUAACAUUUAAAAAGUCUUUUCUAAACUUUUCAAUAAAACUCAGUGAGCCUCACA